This is a messenger RNA of Lemur catta (Ring-tailed lemur), 1980 nucleotides long. It is a transcript of the gene SPAG7, whose product is annotated as sperm associated antigen 7. The transcript has 6 exons. Bases 873 to 1610 code for a protein of 245 amino acids. NCBI's taxonomy places the organism in Eukaryota, Metazoa, Chordata, Mammalia, Primates, Lemuridae. The record is from RefSeq and is a predicted model, not a curated record. Gene Ontology annotation, molecular function: nucleic acid binding.
GCUUUCUGGGGCAGGGGGAGCCCUGUCGGCAGCUUUCCCUUUCACCUUUGUUGGAGCCCUCAGAGCCCUCCAUCCUCCUCCCCAACCCUGCCCCACACCUCCUGGUCGUACCCCCUCUCUUUUGGUCCCUGGCUCCAGAAGACCCAUGCCCCACACACCUGCAUCUUCAGCCAUGAUUUACGGAGCCCUGCCUGCCCCUUCUCAGCUCCCUCCUGCCUGCACCCCAAUCGGCCCCUUCCUGACUUGCCUUAUUUAUUUGUUCGACGCGUCUCUUGAAUGUAUCCGCCUCGGCCCCCACCUCUGCCUUCGCUGCGCGCGCCCCUCGUGUUUCAGGGCUGACUCUGCCCCCACCCCGACUCCGCAUGUUUGCGUCUGUUAGCUCCCUUUCUGGCCCUGUCUUCCCCCAUCACCCCGACUCUGGCCGCCAACCCGGGGCCAAAGAGGAGGGGCUGUACAUAGGAACGCGUUGCGGAGUCCCGCCCCUGUCCCCCGAGGGGAGGGGGCUUGUACAUACUGUAACAUACAGAGUAUAGUGAAGAAUCUAUUUAAGGCGCCGCGGGGAGGGCUGCACGGCCGGGCUCGCGGUUCCCUGGCGCGGCAGGGGCCUCCUGCAGGCUCCACGAGCACUUUCUACUUGUGCAUGGGCUUGGUUUAUACGAAUUGCCAUUAAACAUCGCUGCACCAGCCAGCCUCCGGCCUCUGUCUUCGGGGGGGCGGGGCGGGGCCUCGGCCAGCAGGAGGUGCCCACGCCCGGCGGGCCUCGGAUCCGGGCCGGGCUGGCGCGUGGUUUUCCGCCUCCGACGUGUUUCCGGCCUUAAAGGCAUUUCCCCCUUCCCUUUAAGACGCACCGCCCCCUUUCAGUCACUCCCAAGAUGGCGGACCUACUGGGCUCCAUCCUGAGCUCCAUGGAGAAGCCACCCAGCCUCGGUGACCAGGAGACUCGGCGCAAGGCCCGAGAGCAGGCUGCCCGCCUGAAGAAACUACAAGAGCAAGAGAAACAACAGAAAGUGGAGUUUCGUAAAAGGAUGGAGAAGGAGGUGUCAGAUUUCAUCCAAGACAGUGGGCAGGUCAAGAAAAAGUUUCAGCCAAUGAACAAGAUAGAGAGGAGUAUACUACAUGACGUGGUGGAAGUGGCUGGCCUGACAUCCUUCUCCUUUGGGGAAGAUGAUGAGUGUCGCUAUGUCAUGAUCUUUAAAAAGGAGUUUGCACCCUCAGAUGAAGAGCUGGACUCCUACCGUCGUGGAGAGGAAUGGGACCCCCAGAAAGCCGAGGAGAAACGGAAGCUGAAGGAGCUGGCCCAGCGGCAGGAGGAGGAGGCAGCCCAACAGGGACCUGUGGUAGUGAGCCCUGCCAGCGACUACAAGGACAAGUACAGCCACCUCAUUGGCAAGGGAGCAGCCAAGGAUGCGGCCCACAUGCUGCAGGCCAACAAGACCUACGGCUGUGGUGAGGCCACAGUGCGGGCUCGGGGGUGGCUGGGAAGAAGAGGAUGGGGGCGGGGAGGGAGCGGAGGCCAAGGCACAGGGCUCCUGGGCCCUCCCCACCCUCCCCUCUGCCCCCAGUGCCUGUGGCCAACAAGAGGGACACACGCUCCAUUGAAGAGGCCAUGAAUGAGAUCCGAGCCAAGAAGCGUCUGCGGCAGAGCGGGGAAGAGUUGCCACCUACCUCCUAGGCACCCCACCUAGCCCCCUUUGACCCCUGGGGCAGGGCAGGGGGCAGGGCAGGACAAGGCUGCUGCUAUUAGAACCCAUCCUGGAGCCCCACCUCUGAACCACCUCUGACCAGCUGUCACUCAGGCUGGGGGGAAGCAGGUGUUUGUCACUGUUGGAGCUUGGAUAUGUAUGUGGUGUGUGUGUCGUGUGAAAGAGAGUGUGAAUGCACAGGUGGGUAUUUAAUCUGUAUUAUUCUCCAUUCUCCUUGGAAUUUUCUUCCCUGUGGGGCUGGAGUUAUUUUACAUUCAAUAAACACUGUUUGACCCAA